AUGAGCAGCCCAAAAGAGAGUAAGAAAAGAAAAUCAAACGCCUUGGAUGAAGCUUGUCUGGAAUUAAGUGAAGAGGUAGAGAAUGAUGUUAGUCAUGAGAAGGUUGAUGAAGAUGAAGAAGAAGAUGUUGAAACUCAAUUUAAUAAUUGGAAAACGAACAGUGGUUUAUUAUAUGAUUUCGUAUGUAGAAAAGAAUUAGAAUGGCCUUCAUUAUCAGUAGAUUUUGGUGAUUUUCAUCAUGAGAAUAUAGAAAAUAAUGUAUUAAAUCAAAUAGUAUGUGUAGGUACUCAUACAUCUAAUAAAGAACCUAAUUUUUUAUAUGUAUGUGAUGUAUUAUUUCCAUUAGAACAAGUGCCUCAAGAAAAAUGUAUUUAUAAAAGUAAUGAAAAUUAUGAAGGUUUUGAUUUUUGUUCAGAAAAAAAAAAAUUUACUAUAAAAUCUAAAAUAGCUCAUACAGGUGAAGUGAAUCGAAUAAAAUUUGUACCAUUAGAAAAAAAAAAUUUUGUAGUAACUAAAGCUGUAGAUGGAAAUGUUCAUUUAUUUGAUAUAAAUAAACAUAAAAUAGAAACAGUUGAUGAUAAAAUGAAUCCAGAAGUAUCAUUUGUAGGAAAUCAAUCUGAUGGAUUUGGUCUAGAUUUUCAACCUUUAAAAAAAUAUAUUUUAACUUGUGCAAAUGAUGGAUUAAUAAAUGUAUAUGAUUAUAAUAAUCUAACCACAAAAACUGUUCAACCAUUUUAUAAAGUACAAUAUAAAUCACCUAUUAAUGAUAUUUCUCCUACUAAUGAUCCAAAUCUUAUAUUAGCAUGUGCAGAUAAUGGAUAUAUAUUAAUUUUCGAUUUUAGAGUUAAAUCAAAUGAACCAGCUCAACAAACGUUAGGACAACAAGUUCCUGUUAAUACUGUUGCUCUAAAUACAUUUACUGGUCUUUUUGCUUCAGGAAGUGAUAAUGGAAAGAUAAAAGUUUGGGAUUUAAAAAAAUUUCAUGAACCUCAACAUAUUAUUAACGCACACAAAGAAGCUAUCAUCAGACUUAAUUUUUCACCAAAUGAUACUUCAAUACUUGCUUCAGCUAGUAAUAAUCGUUUUAUUAAUGUUUAUGAUCUAAAUAAAAUAGGAGAAGAACUUGAUGCUAUUGAUUUAUCUGAUGGUCCAUCUGAAUUAAUUUUCUCACACGGGGGACAUACUCAACCCGUAACAGACUUUAAUUGGAAUCACCACAAAAAAUUAAAAAUGUUUAUUGGAUCAACAAGUGAAGAUAAUACUUUACAAUUCUGGCAGUUAAAAUCGGAGUUGCUCGAUGAAACAAAUACAAUACCUACAUCAAACACGGAUGUAGAAUAA
Messenger RNA from Plasmodium adleri (nom. inval.), 1341 nucleotides. Its product is annotated as chromatin assembly factor 1 protein WD40 domain, putative. The transcript has a single exon. Gene Ontology annotation, biological process: regulation of gene expression. Gene Ontology annotation, cellular component: nucleus. Lineage: Eukaryota; Apicomplexa; Aconoidasida; Haemosporida; Plasmodiidae. Gene Ontology annotation, molecular function: histone binding. Bases 1 to 1341 code for a protein of 446 amino acids. The record is from RefSeq and is a predicted model, not a curated record.